AUGGAACCCCGCUAUCCAAACACUGCUCAUUAUGGCCACGCUCGGCCGCGCUCGCCAACCUUCAACCCAGCAAGAGCCUCGCUGCCCAGCAGUAUAGGAUAUAGUUCAAUGUAUGGCGGUGAUAUUCAUGUCAUGCCAACGUCCCGAUACACCGGAACUUCGAAUCGCCAUCGCUCCGUCGCAAGCCCAACUACCACCACACACUACGCCGUCUCGAAAGAUCCCCUGGCCCGGGGCCCCAACUUGCGAGAAGCCAGUCGUUCCCGCCGCUCCUCAACACUUGAUUCAUCGAGUCCUCGACCUGUCAUCGUCACGACAACACAGAGACCGCAAGGCCAUCAACCCUCACACUCGUCCGGCGGUAGACACAGCAGCCCGACGCGCGACGAAUACCGAACAAGCGAUUCUUUAUUUUACACGCAACCUGCCUCUUCGAUACGGUCCCGAAGUCACGCUCGUGGCAGCUCAUACGGCACCCAUGACGAGUUUGCUCACCUUCGGACCGGCGACAACCUCGGCGCAAGGCAUGAUACGUACCGUAGUCGUACGCCAGCCAUAUAUUCCAAUACACCACGCCACAGCGGUACAAAUGUAGCUUAUGGGGGCGAGGGCUAUGAGUACACGAAUCCCAGCGACUUGGCUCGCUACGACCUCACUCAUGAUCGCCCAACCCGGUCACAGAGGCGGGAAAGCUUCGAUCGUAGCUACUCCCGGCCUCACGUGAACGUGCCCGCGGACGCCGGCUGGGCGUACAACAGUUCCACGCGAUACGACAACCGUGGUGGUCCUCCCCCUAGCACCAGAGGCUUCGACAAGAUUACCCGCAGCUCCACUGUGGUUCCAUACGAGGCGCCGCCACUUCAAGACUCUGUUCCGCCCACGGUCCCCGUAGCGCCACAACGACUCCAGGUCCCCGACAGCCCAAAGGAACGUCGUACCGGCGGUUCACCGGAAGUCGGUGUUGUGUCUAAUGCCGAGCCUCGGGGGCCCCGCAGACGGCCAGUCUCGGUUUAUCAAGAGGGCGCACCACGCUCUAUUCAUCACGAAGAGUAUUAUCGAAGCAGAGAAGAUGACCGUGCCCAGAAAUUGUCACGCGACCACGAACGGGAACUUGAUCAAGGCUAUGGCACCAUUCAUACCGAUUCCUUUCGCGACGAAAGUAUCGCGGCGCGUGGCUUCGGCAUCAGGACGGAACCCCCUGCCGCACCAGCCCGCAACGACGCUGCGACAGCCGGCGCGGAUUACGAUAGCCGCCGUGAUGUGCGCAAAGGAGCCCGCAUGCUAGCAGCGAAGGGAGAAGAAUUUCCGACGAGGACAACAGGCGGCCAGCUUCGCGACAAGGUCGGCACUGGGCUCGGGAUCGCCGCUACAGCUCUAGGCCUCCAGCAUGCUGUGGGCAAGGACAAGGACAAGGAUGGCAAGCUGCCUGAGAAGAGCGAUCAAGAACCGUCUCGUCGACGGAGCCCGGAUGAUGACCGCGAUCGCCGGCGGGAUGAAGACUUGUCUUCUAAACCAAAUGACCGGUACAGGCCACGCGAAGAGUCUCGCGACCCCCGUGAUCGCGCACCCGUCAUCGUCGAGACCCGUUCGUCCGUGCCACAGCCAAAGGAUGAAGCCGAUACCCGUGACCGCCUUCGUCGGGAGGCUGAAGCUAGACUUGGCGGCGAAGGUCCGAGAGUAGGGGGCCCUCGUGAGGCAUCAUCAGAUGAGGAGGCCGUUGCCAAGACUAGGAGGAGACGUCCCUCCAUCGCAUUUGACCCAACAAAUACAUCGGAUCUCAAGGCUCUGAAAGAGCAGAUGGCUGCCAUGAACGCUGCCGAGCCGUCAAAGCCUAGGUUGGACAGGCCUGUCGAUGCAGAAUUGUCGAGGGACCCUCGAGAAUCAAGAGAAUUGCGGGAUUCUCGAGACGAAAGGGACUUGAGGGAUCCUCGGGACCAAAGGGACUCGAGGGAUUCUCGGGACCAAAGGGACUCGAGGGAUUCAAGAGAUUACCGAGACAUCAGGAGUGCAGCUACUGAGCCAUCACGGGACUACAGGGAGCCUCACGCAUCAACAUCCGAGCCACCGCGCGACUAUAGAGAUAGUCGCGCUACUGUGGCAGAGCCAGUCCGCGACUACAAAGAUUACAAAGAUGGCCUUCGUUCGGUGCCUGUUGAUUCCUACAGGGAACAUAGGGAGUCACGCUCGGCGGUGCCGGAACCCACGCGAGAUAUGAAGGACGCUCAAGUAGUGUCGCCACCUAUCCCGCCAAAAGAGCCGAUCCUGCCUCCAUCUCAAGAUUCGACACUUGUUGGGGGUAAGGACGAAUCUCGCGGCCGAGAGCUGACCCCUUUGAAAACUGAAGACAAGCAGGUCCGUGUCGUCUCGCCACCUCGCGACAAAUCGGAUUCCAAGCCAUUAAAGGGCAUUCUGAAGCAACCCAGCAAAUUCCCCGAGGAGCACAACCCUAUUCGUGAGGGCGUCGCUCCGCAUAAGGACGACAAGAAACUCAAGGAUGCUCCUGCAGGCGCGCGCUGGACUAAGAUUAGCCGCAAGGUUGUUAAUCCUGAAGCUCUGACGGUCGGCAAAGAACGAUUCGAGGUUCGCGAUGAUUUUGUUAUCGUUCUGAGAGUCCUAAGCAAAGAGGAGAUUCAAGCGUACGCCUCGGCAACACAGAUACUCCGAGGUAGGCCAUUUGACAGCCUUCUCCAACAUGGUGCACUGCUAACUUACUAUCAAGAGCGGCGACGAGACGGAGAACGCACAAGCGAUCGCGAUCGUGACCGCGACGCUGAUCGAGUACGAGAUCGCGAGCGGGGGCGUGAACGCGAUGGCGAUGAUGAUGAAAGGUCAAAGGCGUACCGCCAACACCGCCGCGAUGAUGAUUACGACAAAUACGACGACGAUCGCGAACAGGAUCGCGGAGAUCGGCACCGGAGGCACGAAGAAGACUCGAGGCAUCACCGUCGACACCGUGGCGAUCGAGAGCGUGACCAGCUGGCUGUUGAAGGAUGA
Verticillium dahliae VdLs.17 is the source of this 2994-nucleotide messenger RNA. RefSeq lists its product as uncharacterized. The transcript is spliced from 2 exons. Bases 1 to 2994 code for a protein of 997 amino acids. The record is from RefSeq and is a predicted model, not a curated record. Lineage: Eukaryota; Fungi; Ascomycota; Sordariomycetes; Glomerellales; Plectosphaerellaceae.